AUGAGACCUUCUUUUGGAAAAAAAGUGAAAUAAGACGAUUCUGAUAAUAAAUUUAAAGAGAAAGUCUAUCGCUCUAUGUAUCCAUCGCCUUGUUCUUCAUAGUAAAAAUUAAUUUUUGAAAUUCUUAGCGAUCCUAACAAAUGGCUACAAAAUAAUGACAUCUCGUGGUUGUCUCAUUCUUUAGAAUAGGACAUAGAUAAAAUCCUAUAAAUUGCUGUCCCAUAACCACUCAAACCUUAAAAUAAUAGACGAGCUAGUGCAAAUGAUAUUAGGGAAGAAAUUGAUGACAAAAUAGAGAAACAAAAGAGACACACUUGGUAUGUUGACAAAAAGCAUGAAGAUUAACCAAAAAACAGUAAACUCAAGAUAAAUAUGAGUUCCAUUAUUUGUGAAUUUCCAAUUUAAAAAGUUACGCGGUAAUCAAUAUCUGAUCAACCUAAAACACCCAAUUGUUAGAAGUCUUUUAUGGAAGCAAUUAUUUCAAGAUAUUAAUAGAAAAAUGAAUAAGAGGAUUAGUUAGAAAAAGAGAAAAAAUACUUAUUUUAAAGUGAUAAAAAAUAAAAAAUCCUUGAUCCUGACAUUUAUUAAAAUGAAAAAGAUGAUAAUGUCUUAAAUGAUGACCAAUUAAGUAUAUCUACCAAUGAAAUUAAUCCUACUAAAUAAACUUAAUCAAAACAAACUAGACCCAAGAAGGUUGGUAGAAAAAAGAAAUCCUUUGUGAGAGUACCUAAAAGAAAAUAGAGAUAAACAAAAAAAUAAGACAGAAUAUAACCACUUCCUCAACCAACUUAGACUGAAUUAUAUCAAGAGAAAACUAAAUAUAUUAGACCAUAAUAAACUAUAGAUCAACCUAUAUUCAAUACAAAAUAAUGUUGGGCUAGAAUGCAACUUCGUAAGGAAGCUAAAAAGUACGAGAAAUAUCAAACUUUGGAAUUUUAAGAUUUAUUGCAAUCCUUACCAGGAUGUUAUAUUCACAAAUGUGAAGGAGAUUUGAGGAUAGAUAAGAUUAGACCCAUGUAAAAUGCAAAAGGAAAAUAUUUUUAAUCUUUCGAAAUGUGGAUAAAUCCAUUAGUAUUAAUUGGACCAAUAAAAAUGAAUAAUUAAGUUAAAUUGCAUGUAAGAUUUAAAAAGGGAUAUGCAGGGUAGGUCUUUUGUGAUAGUUAAUUAUAGGAGACACUCCCUAUAAAUUAAAUUGACGGAAGGACAUUUCAUAAAUAAUAAUUAAUACUUGCUAAUAACUCUGAUCAUGUGAUUAAAUUGGUCUGUUGUUUAGUUAAUAUAUCAAUUAAAGCUCCAACAAGAAAACGUAAAUGA
Molecule: messenger RNA, 1314 nt
Organism: Paramecium tetraurelia
Lineage: Eukaryota; Ciliophora; Oligohymenophorea; Peniculida; Parameciidae
Exons: 2
Source: RefSeq, a predicted model, not a curated record